GGGGUUUGAAUUUGAAUGUGAAUCCGUCGUUACCGAGCAUUUCGCUACAGUAUGUGUUACGUUUCCGUUCGACUGAAAUUUUGUGCUCGUGGCUCUCAUUCUCGCGUUCCAUUUGCGGGGAUAAGGAUGUCGGAGUGUUAACGUGAGGAGAGGAUAUUGUGGGGUUGCUCGGUUUAGUGGAGUUCGAGUGUAGCGUGUGGUAUUGUCUCGUUGAAAUUGGAGUGGAGGAGGAGUAAGUGAAGUAAUUUUUUUUCCAGCGGAUGAAGAUAAUGUUUUUAAAUUUUUUUUUUUUUCAGUGAAAGAUUGCGUAGUUGGCUUUUGGUUAGAUUUGAGAAGAUACAAAACUGUUAGGAAUCGAUGCGUCUGCUUGAUGACUGUAAAAUGUGUAUCCUAUCAAUGCAUUUUUCUUUAGAUUGCUCUACUUUGCUCGAGAUUGGUACCUCCAUGUGCGUCUUUUUGUCUGCGCUGAUGCAAAAUUUCCCCGUAGUUGUGGAUAUACAUUUUAUGAGUGCAGCUCUCUAUGUUCACCCUGGAAAAGGGCCCCUAGUCAUUCUUUUCAGAAUCCGAAGUCAAAUCUUUAUGGGUUCGAUCUAGUUUCGACGAGUGAAGUCAAGGCUCUACAAGACCCUGGUGCUGCCAGGCUCUCAUAGUUCCUUUUCUUUUAUAUUUAUUGUCAGCGAUAAUCGUUUUCGACUUAGAGUUGAAGAUGCCAGAGAUCCAAUUGGGUUGUCACACAGUCAGGUCCCAUGGAAUCAAAGUGGCAAGAAUACACAUGCAUGACUGGUUGAUCCUCUUUCUCCUCGUGGUAAUAGAGAUUAUAUUGAACGUCAUAGGACCAUUUCAUCGUUUUGUCGGGGAGGAGAUGAUGACAGACCUGAAGUACCCUCUGCAGGAUAACACUGUUCCCUUCUGGGCUGUUCCGAUUAUCGCGAUAUUGCUUCCGUUUGCUGUAAUUCUCAUCUACUAUUUCAUCAGAAGGGAUGUUUAUGACCUGCACCAUGCCUUAUUGGGUCUUCUAUAUUCUGUGCUAAUAACUGGAGUUAUAACUGAUGCAAUCAAAGAUGCUGUUGGCCGACCUCGACCAGAUUUUUUCUGGCGUUGUUUUCCUGAUGGUAAAGGGGUGUUUGAUACUGUCACGCGGGAUGUAAUUUGUACUGGAGACAAGGCUGUCAUCAAAGAAGGAUACAAAAGUUUUCCAAGUGGGCAUACCUCAUGGUGCUUUGCUGGACUGGGUUUUCUUGCGUGGUAUUUGUCAGGGAAAGUCAGGGCGUUUGAUCGUAGAGGCCAUGUUGCAAAGCUUUGUAUUGUUUUCCUCCCGUUGCUUUCGGCAGCUCUUGUAGGAGUUUCUCGAGUUGACGACUAUUGGCAUCAUUGGCAAGAUGUAUUUGCUGGGGCUCUCCUAGGGACAAUCCUUGCUUCAUUUUGUUACUUGCAGUUCUUUCCUCCGCCGUAUGAUGUAGAUGGUUGGGGGCCUCAUGCUUACUUCGAGAUGUUGGCAGAAUCUCGGAAUGGCCUUCCGUCGUCGACAAGCACUAACCAUCUCAGAGUACAGCACUCAGAGCUCGAGAGCGUGUACAUCGAUUCUCAUCGUGGAAUGGAAACGUCAAGUGGCAACGUCAGGGAUCCAAGGCCCAUACUAGACGGGGUGGAGGGCAAUUGGAGACACUGACUUUGGGCUUUGACUUCGAGUAUGGCGCAGAAUCUUCAGUUUUUUUCAUCAGAUACACAUGAAAAAGUACAAAACAGAAAGGAAAUGGGGGUUCCUCUUAUGCCUUUUGGAUGUUUGGUUCAUAGUGCAAUUUUCAGCUGCUAGGUUCCGUUUGUCUUCUAAUCUGGUAUCUUCUGGAUCAAUUGUUUUUUGUACAUAGGGCAUCAUCUUGGGGUCAACGUGUGUUGCCCAGUUGUGGGAACGCAAAUGAGGGAGGCGAAUGCCAAAACUUGGCAGUAGUAUAAA
This is a messenger RNA of Rhodamnia argentea, 1954 nucleotides long. RefSeq names its product lipid phosphate phosphatase 2-like. The transcript has 8 exons. Gene Ontology annotation, biological process: phospholipid metabolic process. The record is from RefSeq and is a predicted model, not a curated record. The coding region runs from base 707 to 1669 and encodes 320 amino acids. NCBI's taxonomy places the organism in Eukaryota, Viridiplantae, Streptophyta, Magnoliopsida, Myrtales, Myrtaceae. Gene Ontology annotation, molecular function: phosphatidate phosphatase activity.